AUGAACAAUGUUCUUGAUUCGAAUGAAAUAGACAGGCAAUACCUUGAUAUGAUUUUAGCUAAACAGGAAUGUUUAAAUAACGGGCUAACGAAACCAAAUUAUGAAACAUCUGCAGGACAAAUAACUUUAUAUCCAAAUCAAUAUUUUCAUAUUGAUCAGGGAAUGGAUAAUUAUUACCGUAAUUAUAACGAUAUCGCUAAAAGAUAUAAUCAUCAUCACAUGUAUGAUAGAUUGAACAACUACGAUCGUUUCGACAAGCAACACCUAGCUAUCCAACCACCCGUAUUUUUGCCAAAACCAUUUCAAAGCAAUAAAGCAGUGAAUUUGAGACCGACUGGUUUAUCUUCCUAUGACGAGUCUAAUUUGUGGAAACUCUUUAAAGAUAAUCCAGAUAUCCUUGCAUAUCUUACUGGUAUCCUGAAAAACCAAAAUUCACAGUUCUGGCUUGAAUCACAAAGAAAUCAAGCGGUGGAAGAUGAUAGUCCAUACUUACUCGCAAACAAAGACAACGACGUUGACUAUAUUGGUGAAUCUAGCGGAUUUUUAAGGAAAUUGAGAGGUGGAUCGCAUUUUGUUCCAAUUGGAGGUGCCCGUCAACAAUCCAGGAAACUAAAGUUCCGAAACUUUGGGCCUCUUGAUGAUGAUGUGUUUUAG
Molecule: messenger RNA, 654 nt
Organism: Spodoptera exigua (beet armyworm)
Lineage: Eukaryota; Metazoa; Arthropoda; Insecta; Lepidoptera; Noctuidae
Source: the annotation of a GenBank genome assembly